AAAAAAAAAAAAACCCGCUUGGGAGGCUUGGAGGGGAGAAAAUAUGGAGUAUCUCUCAGGAUACGCAGCCGCCAAGGCCCCUUACCUCACUUAUGAAAUCGAGGGCUCGCCGCGAUCGCGCAAAAAGCCGACCCGUUCCAACUCGACGGCUGCGCCGGUGAUACAGAAGCGAUCGCGCACCAUUUCGGGCCACACGCACGCCAGGACGAACAGUGCGAGCACAAGCAGCAGCGGCGGGCGCAUUGAGCAUAACGCACCACCGCCGAACAGCGCAGGGUGGCUGCAGCAGGCACCGGCCGGCGCCGACGCCAGCGGAAGCCGACACGAGUCAGCAGGCACCGCAGUGGCGUCGAGCCUGCCAGACUGUGCGGAUUCGACGCCCGAGCAGCAUCGUGACCACCACCACAAUAACCACUACUAUCCCCCUACGGCGCGCCGCAAUUCGAACCGUGACCACGACCACGACCACGACCACGACCACGACCACGACCGCCACCGCCACCGCCACCGCGACCAUCGGAUGUCGUCGUCGCACAAAUACUUCCAGGACAAGCAGCUGCCGGCGACGCCCCGACUCAACAUCGCGUCAGACGCCAGCGCCAGACCCUUGGGCACCGGCAACAACUCGGAACCCGCCACGGCCGCCCAUAGUGUCGGCAAUCCCGGCGCGGUCGUUGCCGCCGUCACCUUUCCCGACCGUCGCACGCAGCAGCACGGGGCCAUGCUCUCGGCAUACCCGGACGGGUCAGGUAGGAUGCCUGUCCCCGGCGGCGGUGGCGGCACCCGGGCCGAGAGCAUAUCCAGCGUCUCGGGCGCCACCACCAUGAGCAGCCGCACGAUGCACUCGACCGAGCACACGUCCGAGUCGGCCCAUCAACACCGGCCCUUCGUCGUCCGCAACGGGCGCACCUACCUCGCCGACCCCACCCUACCAUAUCCCUUACCGGUCGACCUGGAGGAGCUGCACCGGCAGAGCCUCAAGACCAUGCUCCUCAUGCAGCUGUUCGGCCGGCCAAUAUGCUCGCCCGCGUUCGCCAACAAGCCGCCGCCGCGGAUCCUCGAGGUGGGCUGCGGGAGUGGCUUCUGGAGCAUGAUGUGCUACAAGCACUACGAGGCGCGGGGCCAGCACAAGGACGUUUCCUUCACCGGCAUCGACAUCGUACCGCUGCCACCCAACGCGUCCCCGAGCGACGGCGCUGCCGACCUGCGGCCGGACAAGUCCAUGAAUUGGCGCUUCGUGCAGCACGAUCUGCGCAAGGUGCCGCUUCCCUUCCCCGACGCCAGCUUCGACCUCAUCAUGGUCAAGGAUAUGGCGCUCACGACCCCAAUGUCGAUGCAACAAACCCUCAUCGAGGAAUACAUCCGCCUCCUCACCCCCGGCGGGACCAUCGAGAUCUGGGAGACCGACAACAUGAUCCGCAUGCUCCGCCCCCAUGUGCCCGAUUGCACCACUACCUCGGGGCCGACCGAAUGCAGCUGUGCUGACGGCGACAGUCACGCCUCGCCCAUGACCACCACCACCACCACCACCACCACCACUACCACCGCAGCAGCGGCGGAGGCGGCGCACGCCCCGGACGGCGGCGACGGGACCGUCUCGAACGACAACGACAGUAGCAACACCACCACCGCAACCAAGGACAAGGAGACCGAGAUUGGCGGCGCCUACAUCAUGACCGCCAACACGCCGCUGUCGACCCCGCUCAACAACUUCCUCGUCGAGUACAACAUGUGGGCCUCGCGCGCCCUCGAGGCCCGCGCCCUCUGCGCCAUGCCCUGCACCGUCAUCGGCCCGCUGCUGAUCCAGGAGGACGAGAUGCUGACGGGCGUCGGCUCCCGCCGGCUCGCCGUGCCGCUCUCCGAGAUCCGGUGGGAGCGCGAGGGGGUCGGCGGCGUCGUGACCAAGGACGGCAAGAGCUACAUCGAGACCAAGGCCGUCCGGCGCGUCGGCGAUAACAACGACGGCGGCGGCGGCGGCACGUCCGGCCCGGGCAGGGACGGCGGCGGCGGCUGUCGGGCACAUAGGGGCCUGGACCCGGCGGCCGCGGCGCUCAGGAGGACGGCGCUCGUGACGGUCGUGCAGAUGAUCCAGGGCCUGGAGCCCAUGCUGCGCGAGGCCAGCGGCAAGAACCAGGACGAGUGGGACCUGUGGGUGGGUAAGAUGAUGAACGACCUGGUGAGGGAGAACGGGACGAGCUGGGGCGAGUGCCUGGAGGUGGGCGCGUGGUGGGCGAGAAAGAGGUGAAUAUGAUCUCUUCUCACAUACUCUCUCUCUCUGUCUCUCUCUCUCUCUCUCGUCGCCUCUGACCGCUGCAUGGAGCGAAAUGCACGCAGCUUGGGGAGGAGGAGUAGGAGUAGGAGGAGGAGAGAGUGGGUUGCUGGCUCAUCGGCUCCAAUACGAGGACAGGGAGGUGGGAAAGAGUGAUAUACGGAAAGUCUGCAUGUAUGUACGGAGUAUGCAUAUGUAUGUACAUACGGUCUGUGAAUGUGUUGGUUCAAGGGUGCUUGGUUUUACUGUCUUAGGUAGCUGUUAUUUUAUCUAGGAAGGGCCGGAAUCCACAACAAAUUUUCUUUUUUUCUUCGUCCUAUGCUCCAUCGUAUCGUUUCCGCAAGGUUCUGUAUCGUUUGAGGUAGUAGCU
Thermothelomyces thermophilus ATCC 42464 is the source of this 2639-nucleotide messenger RNA. RefSeq lists its product as uncharacterized. The transcript has a single exon. NCBI's taxonomy places the organism in Eukaryota, Fungi, Ascomycota, Sordariomycetes, Sordariales, Chaetomiaceae. The coding region runs from base 44 to 2245 and encodes 733 amino acids. The record is from RefSeq and is a predicted model, not a curated record.